AUGACAACAACGACUUCAAAUGCACAAGAUUUGAAGGAACUCAGUGAGAAUGGAGUUGAUCUGAAGAACGUCUCAAAAGUGCUGAAUGAAACAUUGCCUUUCUCUGAGCAGCGAUCCAAUUUGAAAUCAACCGAAAUUCAGGAAAUAACCACGAUUUUGCAGAAAUGUGCCAAUCUAAAUGGAAUUCAACCUGUGGAUUCUCGAAAGGUAUUGCUGAACAUUGACUGUAUCUUGUCGGCUGAAGCAGCCCAAAUUGAGGCAAGCGGUAACAGCUCUCAAAUUCUCCUCGACUUACUCCCAAAAUUAGUGCAGAAUACAAAUGGCAGCAAAAUUGAUUUUCUCGAAGGAGAAAACCUUGGAUUCACAUCGAGGGCUCUAGAUUGCUCGACUUUGGAAAGUGUUCAACUUAUUGAUACGGGGAAAAAUUUUGUGGUACCAAAUGGUUCCGAUGCUGUGAAUGAUGUGCGAAACUCCAUUUCUAUAUUCAUCGCUGAUAUAUGCAGGAACAGUCCGGAAGGUGUUGGCAAGCCUCAUUUACUGUGUUCAAAGAUUGUUUGUACCAAGUAUACUGUUCAGCAUCGCAUGCGUUCGCAACAAUUUACCGCAGUCGCAAAUUAUUUUUUGGACCAGUGCAAUACAAUACCUACAGAUCAACAAAAACUCUUGCUCAAAAAAGCGUAUGGCAAAGCACUACUAGCGGGAGCGCUAAUCUCAUGA
Strongylus vulgaris is the source of this 717-nucleotide messenger RNA. The record is from the annotation of a GenBank genome assembly. Lineage: Eukaryota; Metazoa; Nematoda; Chromadorea; Rhabditida; Strongylidae.